Cajanus cajan (pigeon pea) is the source of this 903-nucleotide messenger RNA. Its product is annotated as krueppel-like factor. Lineage: Eukaryota; Viridiplantae; Streptophyta; Magnoliopsida; Fabales; Fabaceae. The record is from RefSeq and is a predicted model, not a curated record.
CACCGAACCUCAUUCGAUUUUCUGACUUGUUAUACUUUCUUCAUCUCACUGUUCUGUUUCAUAAACCAAGCGCUUGUGAGUUUCAUAUCAUAACACGUGAUGCCUUUUGCAGUUUGUGUACUCUGCACCUACCAUCGCUGAUCGAUUUUGUUUAGGUUCCUGUAAAUUCCGAGGUUUUGCUUUGUCCAAUUGUGGCAUAAUUUGUGAAUUUGGGGCAUUAUGGAAAGUAAAGAUACGAAGGAUCCGUUGAAAGGGGUGGAUUGGAAAGCCGUUGGUGGCGAGAUGCAGCAAAAUCCGAGCGUUCAACCAACCUUGAAGAAACGGUUACCCAAGAAAAUGAGGCAAAUUCCUGAUUACUAUUUCCUUCCUCGAUGGCCGCUAUCCUCAGCCUUAUUAUUCUGCAGUGCUUGUGUUGCUGGUGGUGUAGCUGCUGGAAUGCUUGUUGAGACCUGGAUUCAAAAGAAAGUUAAAGAAGAUGGAGGGGUUAUAUGGGAGUUUGACAAAUGAACUCUUGGUGUGGGUACAACUAAUGUCACACACAUUGCUGCCUCAAUCAUUUCCUCUCUCACACAAAAUGGUCUCUGGAGCAACCCUCCCCUCUCCAGAAUUAUUAGUUUCAGGGAUUAGGGUGUUUUAGAAGUUUUAGAGUAAUAAUUGACUGUUAACACAGGGAGAUAUCUUGUUUAUAUUCGGGUAGCAAAAAUUUUGAACCUGAAAGGCCAACUGGAUGAACAGAGUUUAUGGUUUCAGUUCAUGCCUGUUCACUUAUUCUGUGGUCCUAAUUCUUUUUAUUGGAUUAUGAUCGUUAAAAAGGUUAGAAAUUAAGGCCUCAGAAAUUGUUUAUAUCAGUAGUACUUCAUUUCCCCAUUUACUUCAAUAAUAGGAUAUACUUAUGCUAUGCUA